GGUUGCAUUAUAGGAGCUUAUGAAUGUAGUUAAAGGUCGGCUGGUUGACGUAUCCUUAGCUCAGUUUUGCCGGGACAGCAGCUUAGAUAUCAGGAUGUUGGUCCUGGUUCAACUCAGUUUUCUUCUAGUUCUAGCUGCUGGAGAUCCUUCUCUUUCCGGCACAGCUCUCAGAUCUGAAAUAGAAGAUGCUGCACGAGAUAGUCGGCAGCUAGCAGAUGAUCUGGCAGGUAUGCUGGCCAGGUUGGAGGGGGAGGAGGAACAGGAGGAGCAGGUUCAGGUUGAAGUUCUAGAAGAAAACUCCGAGGUUGAAGAAGCACUGAAAGACAUGAUAGCCAGGAUUGAAAAGUUAGCUGAGAUCACGGAAAAGGGGAGCGAUGGAAAUCUUGAAGUUGAGAAGGAGAGAGCUGAGGAAGAAGAGCUUAAACAAACCUUGCAGGAGCUGGAGACUGUAGCAAAGGAAAUUGAGAUAGUUGCUGCUACUAGUGAUGGCGCUGAUACUGCAACCAUAGAACAAAUGGCAAAGAUCAUUCAGGAGGUGUCUGGUAGGAUCAAGGACGUGGAAGAGUCCAGCAAGCAGGAGAAGAAGGAGGAGAAGAAGGAGGAGAAGAAGGAAGAGAAGAAGGAGGAAAAAGAGAAAAAGAUCCUUGAGAUAAAGGAUCUUCUAGAUCAGUUCAGUAAUUACGAGGAUGAACCCAUCAAAUCAACAACUUCAACUUCAGAUGAUGUUGAGGACUAUGAGGAUGAUGAGAAUGAUGACGACGAUGAUGAGAAGGGGGAGGAAACUGAUGGGGAUAAAAAGGUUGCAGAACUUCUUAAAGAUUUCCUAAGCAAAGAUAAGAAAACUGAGAAGGAUCCAAGGAAACCCAAACAGCUUGAUGAGGGUUUGUUAGAAGAUGUUUUCUACGAUGAAGAUGAAGGAUCUCCAUCAGACCAGAAUCAAGACGUAAACGAAGAUGAAGGAUCUCCACCAGACCAGAAUCAAGAAGUAAAUGAAGAGGUGGAGGAGAGAAACGAAACUAAAGAGGAGAACGUAGGUUCUGACGGAAAUGAAGUUUACGGUUCAAGUUCUAAGGUUGAGUCCACACCUAAAAAGAUUGAAAAAGAAGAACCCAAGGAGAUAUGUGAAACCGUAAACCAAUCUAACAGAGCACAGAUUUGUACCCCAGGGUUUAAAAACAAGGAUUCAACUGUUCAGUUCUAUACAUACAAACCAGUUCAGUCUCAAUACUGCUUCAAUGUAACUACAACCGUGUGUGAAGAACGGAAGCAGAGUGUUUCGAAGGAAAUAUGUGUUUAUGAGUAUCAACAAAAAGAAGUAAUUGCUCCAGCUCAUCUUGCAGAGAUUGGAUUUGAACGAAAACUUGAAACACUUUCAAUUUCUAAAUGUGAAAAGAAAUAUGUAAAAGAUGGAUACAAGGAGAAAGAAGAAGAAAGCUGUUAUCUAAGCCCUGUUGAUGUACCAUACAGACUUCCUACAGUUACUGCAAGAAUUGAAGAUUUCAUUGAGCUUUCAGCUCCGGUCCCAGAGAAGCACUGCAGGCUUGUCAAAUAUGAUGUUCCUGAAGUAGUUUGCAAGGAAGUAGUAAACAAGGAGUGUGUAACCCUGCAGCACCUGGAGAAGGACAGUGUGAAAGGAGAAGUCUCAAAUGUCGUCUUAGAUCCUAGAGGAGAUUGUGAAUAUAGAGAACUGGAACAGGAAACUCAGGUGUGUACUCUGGAGCAAACUGUUAUCCGUCCUAGAUACUCCAACCUACCUCAGUAUGCAGGAUACAGUGGGUAAUCUAGCCCGAAUCCUGACAUGGACCAGGUUAACAUAGAUCACAACCAGGAACGAAGCAGGAUAACCUAGCUCACAACCAGACAUGGACCAGGGUAACCUAGCUCACCAGAAAUGGAGCAAAGUAACCUAGCUAACAACCAGACCUGGAGCAGGUUAACCUAGCUCACAACCAGACAUGGAGCAGGGUAACCAGCUCACAACCAGACAUGGAGAAGGGUAACCUAGCUCACAACCAGACAUGGAGCAGGGUAACCUAGCUCACAACCAGACACGGAGCAGGGUAACCUAGCUCACAACCAGACAGAAAUCACCCUUAGGUCACCACACCAGACAUUGAGCAGGGUAACCUGGCUCACAACCUGGCAUGGAAUUGGAACAGUUUAAGCUAACUCAAACCCAGACCUGGAUCAGGGUAACCUAGCUCCAAACCAGACAUUGAAAAAUGAUCUUUCUGCAUGAUAUGUGUCUUCUCAGGUCCAAGGUUUGCAAAACAUUAAACUUGCUCCCUAUAUAGAGGAGAAUAGAAGGAAUGAACUACUCCCUGAGCUGAAGAA
Eurytemora carolleeae is the source of this 2334-nucleotide messenger RNA. Its product is annotated as glutamic acid-rich protein. Lineage: Eukaryota; Metazoa; Arthropoda; Copepoda; Calanoida; Temoridae. The transcript is spliced from 13 exons. Bases 20 to 1780 code for a protein of 586 amino acids. The record is from RefSeq and is a predicted model, not a curated record.